Apus apus (common swift) is the source of this 8233-nucleotide messenger RNA. RefSeq names its product actin-binding protein WASF3-like. Gene Ontology annotation, molecular function: actin binding; protein kinase A regulatory subunit binding; Arp2/3 complex binding. The transcript has 9 exons. Gene Ontology annotation, cellular component: cytoskeleton. The record is from RefSeq and is a predicted model, not a curated record. Bases 115 to 1635 code for a protein of 506 amino acids. Lineage: Eukaryota; Metazoa; Chordata; Aves; Apodiformes; Apodidae. Gene Ontology annotation, biological process: positive regulation of Arp2/3 complex-mediated actin nucleation; actin cytoskeleton organization.
GCGCGGAGCGGCCGCAGCGCUGCACAGCCCCGCGGGGGCCGCCGCGGAGGGAAACGCACCCCCCCACACAUCCCCAAAACCGGCGGAGGAGAGGCGUGAGGCCCCGCCGGCAUCAUGCCGCUGGUGAAGAGGAACAUCGAGCCCCGGCACCUGUGCCGGGGGGCUCUUCCUGAAGGGGUGACAAGUGAGCUGGAGUGUGUCACCAACAGCACGCUGGCUGCCAUCAUCAAACAGCUGGGCAGCCUCAGCAGGCACGCAGAGGACAUCUUUGGCGAGCUGUUCAAUGAAGCCAACAGUUUCUACAUGAGGAUGAACUCACUGCAGGAGAGGGUGGACCUGCUGGUCAUCAAGGUGACGCAGCUGGACUCAACUGUGGAGGAAGUUUCACUGCAGGACAUCAACAUGCGGAAAGCCUUCAAGAGCUCCACGGUGCAGAACCAGCAGGUUGUGUCUCGCAACUCCAUCCCCAACCCAGUGAUGGAGAUGUACCAGCGCUGCGACAAGCCCCCGCCGCUCAACAUCCUCACGCCCUACAGGGAUGACAAAAAGGAUGGCCUCAAGUUCUACACUGACCCCUCCUACUUCUUCAACUUAUGGAAGGAGAAAAUGUUGCAGGCAACAGAAGAUAAGAGAAAGGAGAAACGCAGGCAGAAGGAGCAGCGGCUGGUGGAGGACUCCACCCGGGAGGUGAAGAAAGUGAGGAAAGCCCGCAACCGGCGCCUGGAGUGGAACAUGAUGGCGUAUGAUAAAGAGUUCCGACCCGAUAACAGGUUCUCACCAUCCCCCUAUCACAUGGCAUCAUCGGAAGGAUCACUGUCCCCAGAUAAUAGAUCUUAUGCCUCGGACGCCGCCGACCACUCGUACCCGGCGAGCCCCAACCACCCCGCGCAGCUGCUGGCCCCGACGUCCCACCCGGCCCCAGCAGAGCACAAGGAGGGGGGUCUGGCAGCUGUGCCCCCCCAGGAGCACAUCUACCGCCCGGUGCCAGCGGUGGGCAGCCGCCAGAACAGCCUCAACCGCCUCCAGCAGCCCCACGUGCCCCAGCCCCCCGAGGCUGUUCUCAACGGGCCCAGACCCCACUUGGUCAAGGAUUACGGCCCCCAGCCGGUGCCGAUGGCAGAGUACUUCGUGCCGCCCGCCCCGCCGCCCCCGCCCCCCGUCAUCCCCUCGGCACAAACCGCCUUCGACAGCCCCAUCUCCGCUCCCCCCGCCCUGGCCCCCGCCUCGGCCGCCCCUCCGUCUUACGCCCCCUCUCCGCCCCCCGCCCCCCCCGGCCCCUACUCGGCUUCCCCUCCGCAGACCGGCCUGGCGGGACCCCCGGUGGCGCCGCCCCCCCCGCCGCCGGGUCCCCCCGCCAUCUCCGCCUCCCCGGCGCACUCGGCAUCGCCGCCCGCCCCCGCCGAGCCCCGCAAGCCGCAGAUGCCGCUGAUGCCCAUGAGCGAUGCCCGGAGCGACCUGCUGGCCGCGAUCCGCAGGGGAAUCCAACUCCGGAAAGUCCAGGAACAGUGGGAACAAGAGGCCAAAAAAGAGCCCGUGGGUAACGACGUGGCGACCAUCCUGUCCCGCCGGAUCGCGGUGGAAUACAGCGAGUCCGACGACGACUCCGAGCUGGACGAUAACGAGUGGUCGGACUGAGGGCCCCGGGGCCAGGCUGGCAUGGAGCUCCCCAGCUCCAUCCCAGGUGUGUACAGGCACCUUCCCCAACGUCGAUGCCACUAGGCACAGGUGGCCCCGCUCUCACAGGAGCUUUGCUUUUACACCAUGUUGAAAACCCUUUGAGCAGCAGCAGCACUGGUAGGAUACACCUUGGAGGCAGUGAGACCAGGCAUUAGCAGCACCUUCACAUUUAAUGGCUUCAAAAACGCUCUGGAGGCAGGUUACUAGGAGUACUCCAGGUUUACACCUGGGGCAAGACCAGAGGCUGACCCUGAGUGUGCUUUGCUAGAGAAAGAGAACCCAGAGAGUAGUGCGUUUCCAGCUAGAUGUUAAAUGUGUUGAUGAGAAGAUCCUGGAGAAAAAGCGUGGCUGAUGUCACCAUUGAUGGCCAGGUGGUAGGUUUGAGGAUGCUCUGCUGUUGGCACUUGUAGGCUCAGGCAGCUCCUGAUUACAUGCAUGGGCAGGGACCUCCUUCCCUGUGGAGUGACACACUGCAUUUUGAGGCAAGUUGCAUAGGGAUGGUCAUCAUUGUGCUGUCGUUCCUGUGUCAUGUGUGCUGUCCUCUGGGUAAAAGGGAAGCAGAGGUGUUCAGGGAGCUUCUCCAAGCCCAGCUCUCCUUGACCAUAGCACCACCUGCUCAGUGUUAUUUGGAAAAAAAAUUAGGCAAAAUGCUGCUUUUAGGGAAACACUGAACUUGCACUUUGCAGCCCCACAAACUGCACCCAUAGAAUUGACAUGAGCUUGGACCUGGGCAUUGAUGCCCUCCAGGUGCUGAUCCUGCCCUGUCCCUCACCCCACAGGAGAACCUGGAGAGCUGGGUCCCCACCACCAGUCUCAUCAGAGAAGACCAUGAUGAGUCAAAGGCUUUUCAGGCAGCCAGGAAGGGGGGAGGGCCUGAAAGGCAGAGCAACUGGGUGGGGAACACCAGAACCACCACAGUCAGGAGUAUGAGUCUGCAGAGAGCUGGGGAAGGUUCCCCACCAGCAGAAAAUGGGCCGAGACCAGCCAUGGGCUUGCCCAGUGUGGCAUCCCAGGGUCAUCUCUUCUGUUCUCAUAUACCACAAGUCCCUGAAUGGGGGGAAACUGAGUCAUAGAGUGGCUUGGAUUGAAAGGAACCUUAAAGAUCACCCAGUGCCAACCCUGCUGCAUGGGCAGGGACACCUCCCACCAGCCCAGGUUGCUCAGAGCCCCAUCCAACCUGCCCUUAAACACUUCCAGGGAUGGAGCAGCCACAGCUUCUCUGGGCAACCUGGGUCAGUGUCUCACCACCCUCACAGUAAGUCCCCACAUUGCAUCUCUUCUGGGGAGAAGCUGGGCUCUGAGCCACCUUUUCAGUUGCCACAUAUGCAAUGUCUAGGAAAGCAGUAUUUUGACUAUCUAGGAGUUGCCAGUGACACGGUGGGAGGGUAUUGCUGGAACCCAAAGCCUCAAAGGCUGAUGCUGAAAUUCACCCUGAAAAGGGCUCAUCUUUGGGUUUCUUGUGUAGCUGGUGGAGAAGUAACUUGUACAAUCAACAAGAGCUGCAGACACCUGUUUCUUUUCUGAUUGUGGUGCACCUUGCCCUACCCAGCUCUCACUUGGCAGCACCCCAAGGCAGGUGAGCACGUGGUAGCCCUGAAAGCCCCAGUCUCAUGGUACAGCCAAUUCUGCCAGCAGGCCAACAUCCUCAGUGCCUUUGCUGGAGGGACUUGGCCACAUUUGACAGCAAAUAUCUUCACUGAGAUGCAUUCAGCAUUUUGUUUGCCCAGGUGACCUACAAAAUCCCAUCCAUACAAGGGACACCAGCUCUGCAGUUGGGCUGGGUUGGACCAUACUCAUGACUGCUGCCUGGGUGUCCCACAUAGCACACACUCAGUAUUUGGUACAUCCAUGCCUUGCUCUGUAUCCUCUCCCAAAAGCAGGCCGUGCUGUGUUACACAACCUGCACUGCUCAAAGCCCCACGUGGCUGAGAGAAAAGCGAAUAUUUAAAUAUUUUUAUCUAGCUUGGCAGCCAUUAAAAAUACAAUCCAGGUCACAGAUGAUUGAAUUUCUCCUCUCUCAAGUGUACCCGAAGUGGGCCGAGGAGAUUCUCCUGCACAUCAAGGUGCCAGGUUCCACGUUAAAAUAAAUGUAACAGCAGCAUUUUGUUGCCAACAGAUAAUCACUGGGUGCCAAACAUUUAAUGAGCCCACUGAUCUCCUGAAGGUUCCUCUCUCCAUUUUAUCUGCAUUCUUUUACUUGCCAAUUUAUGGGCAUAGAUUAAAAACCAUAAAUGUGACUGCCAACAGGGGGAGGUCUGGUCUGUGUGCAUGCAAGGGACUUGUGCUGGAGGCAGCAGAAGAGUAAAUAAGCCAGUUUGGUCUGCUUAGAGAUCUUAACAGAAGGAUAUAGUCCCCGAGGUCCACCAGGUGCCUUUUAGACUUUUCUGAUUUAUCUGAAAAGGAACAUGAUGGGGCCACUGUGCCCAUGGUACACCUGUGAAGGCUACGUGAGGUGUGAAGUCUGGUCUUGCUCAAGUUUCAUGAAAGUUGGUGGAAGUCUAGCAGUGUCCACAUCCUGGCAUUGCACCCUAAGCGUCUCCUUGAUUAUGAGUGAGCAUUGGAGCUGGGACUUGAUGCUGGUGGCUUUUAGAGGAUUACAGUCCUGAAUGAGGAAGGGAUUGGGUAGCUUCUAACUAUCCACCCUGGACAGGGACAUAGGGAGGAGUGAGCAUCACACCCUACAAGAGCUCCUGCUUUUCUAGCUAUUUUGUCCUGGGAAUGUUUUCUUCUGGUUUUCUUCUGGUGACAAAGCCCCUCAGAUUUCCUCCCAGCCAUCCUUCCAUCUCUGUCUCCCUUUCAAGACCCAGGAGCCAGAAGAGCAGCUUUGCAGACUCCCUUGGGAGCAGAAGCUGAAUUAACACCUUGGCUUUCAUGGAGGUUAACUGGAAGUUUCACUUGGAGGGAGGCAGGUUACAGGACUGCAAGUGAUACUUUGGAAUGUGCUUUUGGAGGUGCACAGUUGGCAGGAGAACUACAUCAUCUCCUUGUGGAUGGGCCAUGGGAAACACUCCCCACUGUGGGGUGUUGGCAAGGGGAGCACAGGCUGUUCCUUUCACCAUGAUUCUGGUUUUCCUGUAGUAGUUGUUACUUUAGGGUAAGGUUUUCUCAGCUGGCAUGUCACUUCACCCAUUGAAGAAUCAAAAGUGAGGACAAGGACUCUGACCUGUGGAGUUUACAGUUUACAGCAAAGACCAUAAAACCUGCACUGCACUUUAGAAGCCUCAAAUCCUCACUCACCCGUGAAUUUACCUUCCACUGGGCAGCAGCACCUUGAGGACUUUUGUCCCUUCCUUAAGUGACCCCACAACCACAUUGCCCCCCCUUCAAAAGUGCCUGAGCAAAGUAGAGGAGCACCAAUACACACUGGGUUUGUCUCUGAGUGGGUCACCAUGCCCUUAGAAGGGUGCCCACUUGUCACACAGUGCAAUGCUCUUUGUUCCCAAAGGAGGACACCAUCCUGGUGUUGUCACCAGGCUGAGGCAGAGCCUGCAGCCAGGGACGGGCUCCCGCUGUGAGAAAAACCCUGCAAGACCUGGAUGGGACAUACUUGGCCAGUAUCCCCUGAAGGCAAUUUUGACAUGUCAUUAUCAAUACUAAAGUCUGUCUUACAGUGGUGUGGGGCCCUGAGGCCACAGACACCUCCAUAACAUUACGUGGUGAUAGGUCACCAAUGCUUUGCCCUCCCACGGGCAUCUCUCCCUCUUGAUACCUCCCCCCAGGUGGCACCUUCAGAGCAGCACCCAGAUUCCCUCUAGUCUUUUGCUCUUAGCAGGAACAGAUUCAAUCUGCUCUUGGCCAUCACUUUUGGGAGCUUAUGAAUUCCAAUGUGUGUGACAUGAGCCUUUCCCUGCAUACCUCUCCCAUGGUGGGAAUGCCAUGGGACUGAGUUGACCCUGAGGGACUUCCAUCCCAAUGGCAGCUCCAGCACUUAGCUGUGUACAAGUAUUAAGAGUGCACAGGGAAGGAAACAAAAUAGAAGAUAACCUGCCAUUUUAGGUGGGUUACGUGCCCACCACUCUACAAGCUCAUGCAGUGUGGCAAAACCAGCUGCAGACCAACAAAGGGCAAUGGGGAGAAGAAACCUGUCCUCCAUGUGUGUGUUGGACUGAAGGGCAAGUUGUGGGACUGAGCUAGGGCAGAAAGGAGUUGAGUCAGAUCUCAGGGAAAGCUUUGGCAAAGUGAGGAUGGAGAAACUCUGAAACAGGCACCAGAGGCUCCACUGUGGGAGAUCUUUGAGAAGCAAAGAGGAGCACUGCCCUGUGCUGGCCAAGCAAUAGGGGAGGUGUCCACAGAACACCUCUUCAAACCUGGUUUUGUAGGUCUGCCUCACACCCUCCUUCAGGGUUGCAGCAACACAACUUGUGCCUCCAUCCCAGCAGGUUACAGCCCCAAAACAUUGUCCAUCAGCCAGGACAAGCCAGUUUCUGUUCUCCCUUGCUUGUUGCUCCAUUUCUGGUUUUGGUGUUGACCUGAGGGUCAACACCAAUCUAAUAAAAAUAAGAACAUAUUGCAGGAUAAACAUCCAAGAAGGAAGGAUGUGAAGUCCCUGCAGAAAACCAGGUGAGGCAGGUACUACUGCUCUGUGUCAGUAGUUAGAAGGCAGCAGCUUCAGCAACCUGCUCCUCCAGACAAUUCAUGGUCCACAGACUGCAGCACAUAAACCGUGCUGGUUCAUUAAGGGGAACAAUUUUCAAGUUACCCUUCAGUUUGGGGGAGUUCAGUGGAGGAAUCUAAAAAACAAGCAUCAGCAUCAUCACCACCCCAAAACAAACAAGCAACUUACUUGUGAUUUCUAGAAGAAAAAUCUCUCUCUCUCCUCCCCCUGGACCUUUAAGGGAAGUCAGAGCCAGCACCACUUCCCAGCAAGCCACCAAACUGUCACCACAACCACUUUCAAAAAGCAGUUCCUAAGAAACCAGUGUUGAAGGACAGAACAAGCAGCACAUCAACCUCCAGUACAACAAGGAGAUGGGGCUCCUGCCCCUACGAGAGGUGCUUUUCUCCUUGAAGGCCCCACCCAAGCUCAAGUGUUUCAAAUCCUGCUGAUUUUCACCUGUCACUGGUGCAUGUGUGUCCCUGAUGCCUCAGCAGGGAAUACUUAUUGCACAGAAAGUCACUUCUUGCCAUGAAAAAAAAAAACAACCAUAAAAAUCUUGCACUAGAAAUGAGGUCAGUUUGGAGCUUGGUGGAUUUCCUGUGAAGCACUUUGAGGAGCUAUUGAUUUCCUGCUGGGAGCAGGUGCAGCUGGUCUCCAAAGCUCAUUCUGUUCCGAAUAUUGUCACCCCCCACACCCACCAAACUGACCUUUAUACUGAGGUGUUUCAGGUCUACCUUUAGUUCUGACCAGUUUUCCACAAACGGGGGCUCUCUCUGUGGUGCCUUUCAUCUCACAUCAGGGAAAAGAAAGGAAAUCCCCACAAAAAAAUGAGACGUUUUGUUCUCCAAAAUGCAUUUUAGGAGCAUCUUGGGGUGGGGACUCCUCAUCUGAGUAGACUUCCUUCAUUUUGUUCUUGACUUCCCUGGGGGAAUCUAAAACAGGAUAUUGCUGGUGUGAGUCUGGGUUGAUACUCAAGUGUUGCUGAUGCUUUCCCCCCCUCCAUUUUUGGCUGUGCCAGGGCUGGGUUCCAGUGUUGCCAUCAGGAGAGCAGUGGGGUGGCAGCUCCCUAACCACACAAGCAGUGAGCAGGAGCAGUUUUCUCCCCUUUUGGCACCAGCCAUUCAUAGAUAGAGCCUGGGCCUGGGGCUGGGGUUGGUCAUUAAAGACGUUUGCUCCAGCUCUGCAGUGGUGGCAUGGCGAGAACAAGGAGGUGCCAGCCUGGUGGCACCUUGUGGUUGACUUCCCAGGACAAGGAGGUGCCAGCCUGGUGGCACCUUGUGGUUAGCUUCCCAGGACAAGGAGGUGCCAGCCUGGUGGCACCUUGUGGUUAGCUUCCCAGGACAAGGAGGUGCCAGCCUGGUGGCACCUUGUGGUUAGCUUCCCAGGAUGCUCAGCCAUCAGUGGAGCUGCCCUGAUGCUCCUGUGAAAGGCUCAUUUUUUUAUUACUGGCAGAAGUGUUGCCCAUAUUUCCUUCAACGUGCCAUUUGACAGAAGCAGGGGGCAGGUGUCACUCUCAUGGGAGGGUCACCCAGGACAGGCCGUAACUGGAUUUCCAUUAUACUAGAGCUGACAUUAAAAAAGAGAAGAUGCUCCCUGUCCACCGGGGUCUUUUAGCCGUGUGCACUUAGUCACUAGGUGAGUAGAUGUUGCUGCUCCUCUCUCUCCACCGUCCCCAGUUGCUACGUGUGAACAAGUGUGUUUGUCCCCAGUGUCGUGGCUUCUGCCCGUCGUGACACGGUGACGGGGAGGCAGGGACCACGCUGGUCACAGCACCAGCUUCUUCUGUACAGAGUAGAGAGGACACCCAGAACCAUCCGAAGCACUGCUUGUAACUACAUUUGUUCCAAAAAAUGUCAUCUUAACCCCAAACUGUUGACACUUUAUGCAUGUGGUAAAUAAAAAUUUAAAAAUAAAUAAAGAAAAUGAAAAUAAUAAAAAUAAAGAUUUUAAGAGGUUAAA